Molecule: messenger RNA, 1224 nt
Organism: Rhagoletis zephyria (snowberry fruit fly)
Lineage: Eukaryota; Metazoa; Arthropoda; Insecta; Diptera; Tephritidae
Source: RefSeq, a predicted model, not a curated record
AUGUUUUCGACAAACAUUAUCCGCGUUACUUCAAGAAGCAGUACUUCAAAAAUUGGUCCCUUGUGCCGAUGUUCUUCAUCAACAGCGACCAGUCGUUCUUGGUCGGUGACUCGGUAUCACGCCGACUUGAAGCACUCUCUUCAGCUCAUCAACCGCCCAACAGUGCCGACCAUCUACCGUCCAUCAGAGGUGUUGGUUCGUGUUCACGCUGCCAGCAUUAAUCCGCUUGACCUGUCGAUGUCUCGUGGCUACGGCCAGGUGCUCUUGAGUCUGAUGAACGUCGUCUCAUCGACGGGCAUCGACCGAAUCACUUACGAUCGUCUUCCGCUCACCCUUGGGCGCGAUUUUGUCGGCGAAGUACUUACCACUGGACAGACGGUGACAAACUUCAAACCAGGCCAAAUGGUGUGGGGCACAGUGUCGCCCUUUGCCGAUGGUGGCUCUCAUGCUGAUCACAUCGUCGUUGACGAGAGCUCCAUUUGGAGGGCGCCGGUUGGCGUUUCAUCUGUGGAUGCGGCCUCUCUUCCUUACGUCGGACUGACAGCUUGGUCAGCGCUGGUCAACUUUGGUCAACUUACCCCUCAAACGGUUGCCACAAAGCGAUGCCUAGUUCUUGGCGGAGGAGGCGGCGUCGGUGCUGCAGCCGUUCAGCUGCUCAAACACUGGAAUGCCCAUGUUGUGGUCACCUGUUCAGCUCGAUCCGCUCAGUGGCUGCAGUCACUAGUGGCGGUGGAUAAAGUGGUCGAUUACCGACAGCUGGCAGAGUACCUUCAGGAGUGCCACCAGGAGUCAUUUGACCUCAUCCUUGACGCGUCACCACCAGAGGCAUCCAGCGCCAAUCUUCAGCUGAUUUCCUCGUGGCGGCAGAAACAGCUGUCCAGCAGACAACAACCAAUGCAGAAAAGCUUCCCCGUCUAUUUGACUCUCACUUCGCCGCUUCUUCGCAACCUCGACAGCAAGGGCAUUUUUGGGGGUUCAAUGGCCACCGCCUUCCAAGCUCUCACUGACACUGCCUCAGGUUUGCUGGAUCGAACUUCAGUCAGGUGGGCGUACUACAUGCCUAACCAGAAGGCGCUCAAGUGCCUAACAGAGCUAGUCGAAGCCGGCGACAUCAAACCACAGACAGGACAUGUGAUGCCCUUUGAUCAGGCUCUGGACGCGUACACUGUUGCCGAUCAACAGGUAAAGUCUGUCGACGGCAAAGUUGUCCUGAAGAUGUUAUGA